Diospyros lotus (date-plum) is the source of this 2440-nucleotide messenger RNA. RefSeq names its product lysM domain receptor-like kinase 3. Gene Ontology annotation, molecular function: ATP binding; transmembrane receptor protein kinase activity. The record is from RefSeq and is a predicted model, not a curated record. The coding region runs from base 242 to 2242 and encodes 666 amino acids. Gene Ontology annotation, biological process: innate immune response; protein phosphorylation. The transcript is spliced from 11 exons. Lineage: Eukaryota; Viridiplantae; Streptophyta; Magnoliopsida; Ericales; Ebenaceae.
CAGAGCGAGUGAUCCAUGUUUAAGACGAAGACAAAAUGCUCCGUUCCCAGUCCCCUCGGUCUUUCCUUCUUCCUUCCUUCAAGCCCCCUUGAUCUUCAUUCGCUUCACCUUUCUUCUUCUUCUUCUUCCUUAAAUUUCACGCUAGUUCUUCGUUAAUCUCAGUAUCGUCAUUGCGUUUCUCUCUGAUUCACGAGCAUGUAAUGCUAUUUUGCUGAUUUUUCUGAGAUUUGAUCGCUCCACGAUGAAUCUCGGGACGAAAUCUUUCUGGUUUGUUCUGAUUCUCCUUGUUCAGUCGCAAUCUCUGAUACUACGCACUUCUUCUGCUUCGUUCUCCGCUCCGCUGAACUGUACGGAUACCAACAGGCUGUGCUCGUCGUUCUUGGCCUUCAAGCCGAGACCGGACCAAACCCUCGCGGUGAUUCAGAGCAUGUUCGACGUCUUGCCGGGGGACGUCACCGCGGAAGGCAACAGCAGGGACUACGUGUUCGUUCGCAAGAACUGUUCCUGCGCUCCGGCUAUGAAGAAGUAUGUGACCAACACCACGUACACUGUGCCGCAAAAUGGCGGAUCUGUGUAUGAUAUGGUGGUGGAGGCUUAUGAUGGAUUGGCCUUUUUGCCGAAUUCCUCCCGUUCGGCUCGGGCAGGGGCGGUGGUGUCGUUGCACUUGCUCUGCGGUUGUUCGAGCGGGCUGUGGAAUUACUUGAUGAGCUAUGUGUUCAGGGAUGGGGAUACCGUUGAGUCCUUAGCGAGUAGAUUUGGGGUUAGUAUGGAUAGUAUUGAGACUGUGAAUGGGAUUGCUAGUCCUGAUAAUGUGACCAUUGGUGCACUCUACUAUAUUCCGCUGAAUUCAGUUCCUGGCGAGCCAUAUUCUAUAGAGAAUAACAUCCCUCCAGCUCCUGUUCCUGUGCCAUCUGUUGAAAGUGUUACAGAAAAUCAUGUGAAUCAUAAGUCUCAUGUGCCAUAUGGGUGGAUCGUCGGAAGUUUGGGAUUUGGUUUGGCGCUGAUCAUUCUAGUUAUAGUUCUUUUUUUCUCUUUAAGAUCUUCAAGGUGCUUCUCUGAAACCCAGGGAUCUGGAGGGAAAAAUCUUGAUCAGAAAAUCUCUCAUAAGUUCCAUAUUCUUCGUAACACAAGCUUCUGUUGUGCUUCUGGGAGGUACAUCUGUGGCAAGUCUGGAGAUAUCAAGCAUACUAAUGGAGAAUCUAGUGACCACCAGAUAAAUAUUCCAAAAGUUAUCAGCAAUGAUGUUUUUGAGAUGGAGAAACCUGUGGUUUUCACCUUUGAGGAAAUUUUAUCUUCUACUGAUGGCUUUUCCGAUUCAAAUCUUCUGGGUCAUGGAACUUAUGGCUCUGUGUAUUAUGGCCUUCUCCGAGACCAGGAAGUUGCAAUCAAAAGAAUGACUGCUACAAAGACCAAGGAAUUUAUGGCAGAAAUGAAAGUUCUUUGCAAGGUUCAUCAUACAAAUUUGGUAGAAUUGAUUGGUUAUGCAGCAAGUGAGGAUGAGCUCUUCCUCAUUUAUGAAUAUGCCCAGAAGGGUUCACUUAGAAGCCAUUUACAUGAUCCUACGAGCAAGGGUCAUCCUUCACUUUCUUGGAUCUUGAGGCUUCAGAUUGCACUUGAUACUGCUAGAGGUCUGGAGUACAUCCAUGAGCAUACUAAACCUCAUUAUGUGCAUCGAGAUAUUAAGACCAGCAACAUCUUACUUGAUGGUGCCUUUCAAGCAAAGAUUUCAGAUUUUGGGCUGGCAAAACUUGUUGGAAAAACUACUGAAGGAGAAGCUUCAGCAACAAGAGUUGUUGGAACUUUUGGUUAUUUGGCUCCAGAAUAUUUGCGGGAUGGUCUUGCAACAACAAAAAGUGAUGUCUAUGCAUUUGGUGUUGUUCUUUUUGAGAUUAUAUCAGGAAAGGAAGCCAUAGCGCAAACAGAAGGCAUUGUGAUGAAAAAUCCUGGAAGGCGUUCAUUGGCUUCCAUUAUGUUAGCAGCUCUCAGGAAUUCACCUGACUCUAUGACUAUGUCAAGCUUGAAAGAUCACAUUGAUCCUAACCUUAUGGAUCUCUACCCCCAUGACUGUCUUUUCAAGGUGGCCAUGUUGGCAAAGCAAUGCGUUGAUGAAGAUCCCAUUUUGCGGCCAGACAUGAAGCAAGUUGUGAUAUCCUUGUCCCAGAUCCUUCUAUCAUCUGUCGAGUGGGAAGCAACUCUUGCCGGGAAUAGUCAAGUAUUCAGUGGUCUUGUUCAGGGAAGAUAGAUUAGCCGAUGGAGCUCGUCCAUACUGAGUCCUGCUGCUACCCUUUCUUUCUUUCUUCCUCCCUCGUUCCCUCCUCAUAAAAUACCUGUGCAGAGUUGUGUGUGUGUAUAGUUAGUUGCAUAGAUUUUCCAGCUGUAAGUGGUAAUAAUUCCCCUAUCACUCAUAGGUGUAAUCUAUUCCCUUAUGCUUGCUGCUUCC